UUGCUGUGCCAGAGAGAAGCGGUCUUCUGCUGUACAACUUGUCUUUGCACGGAUUCGGGCUUGGCCAGCAGUGCCUGGCUAGGCGAUUGCAUCUGGGAAAGCAAAAAGGGCAUCCCCCUACCCCCCUCACCAAAGCAAAUUCAGAGCAAAACAUUGACUGGUUUGGAAGAACUGCAGUGGGCUGGGAAAACAAUGAUCCGACUAGAGAGUAAGAGGAAAUCCCGAGCAGAAGCCUGCAAACUGACAGAUGCCGGUACCCUCCCUGGUGCUGGCAAGAUUUCCAGGCGGAAGAGUCGACGGCGGAUGACCUGCCCUAACCCUCGGGAAAUCAACCAGGCCUUGGCCUCCAUCUCACUGGGAGACCUGAACCGAUCCUGCACCCUGGAUGAGUUGAUCGAGAAAUGCCUUCGCACCUUUGAUCUGGAUGGGAACCUGUGUAUCAGCAACUUCAUGGUAAACAUGACAUUGACAGCGCACAGUUGGGUGGUACCGUCUGCAGAGCUGGCUCGUCAUCUCCUGACUUUAUACCAAGAAGCAUCCAAGAAGAAUCAGCAGGAGCGCCAGCGGAGGAUUUGCCACUUUAUCCGGUACUGGCUCACCAACUAUCCAGAGGCCUUCCACCUGGACCCACACCUGGAGGAGGCGAUGGCUGAGAUCUUGGAGGUGGUGAGGAAAGAGGGUCAGGAAGAACACUGCCACCUGCUUAACACCUCUGGCACGAUGACCCGUACGUGGACCCGGUCCCUCAGCUGCCAAAGCAGCCCCGGCUGUGGCAAGAAGCGGAAAGUCUCGCUGCUUUUCGAUCACCUUGACGCAGGCGAGUUGGCCAACCACCUGAGUUACCUGGAGUUCAAGGCGUUCUGCUGCCUCUCGUACUUGGACUUCCAGAAUUAUGUGCUACGUGGGUCAGUGCGUGGCAGUCCUGCACUGGAGCGUGCAAUCGCCCUCUGCAAUAGCAUCUCCCAGUGGGUGCAGGUCAUGAUCCUCAACCGGCCCACACCCCAGCAGCGGGCUGAAGUCUUCACCAAAUUCAUCCAUGUUACUCAGAAGCUGAGACAAUUGCAGAACUUCAGUACGCUCAUGGCAAUUGUGGGGGGGCUAUGCCACAGCGCCAUUGCCCGCCUCAAGGAUACACAUGCUCUCCUGCCUUCUGAGAUUACUAAGAUACUGUCUGAGAUGACAGAAUUGCUCUCAUCAUGUGGCAACUACAGGACAUACCGGCAGGUGUAUGCAGAUUGCAAUGGCUUCAAGAUCCCCAUUGUGGGCAUCCACCUCAAGGACUUGGUGACGCUUCACGAGGCCCUGCCCGACCACGUGGAUGGCGGGCGACUCAACCUGAGCAAGCUGCAGAGUUUGUAUGAACCGGCGAGGGAGUUCAGGGUUCUACAGCAAGCAAGCCCCCCAUUCCAAGCCAACAAGGACCUGGUCCACCUGCUCACUCUCUCUCUUGACCUCUUCUACACGGAUGAGGAGAUCUAUACGCUCUCGUACGCCCGCGAGCCUCGUGGCCCCAAGUCACUGCCACCAACGCAGUUCAAACCGCCUGUGGUAGUGGAGUGGGUGCCUGGGGUGACUCCCAAGCCUGACCGGAGAACUGUGAAGAGACACGUCCUGCAGAUGAUCGAGACGGUGUUCAAGAAUUACGAUCCUGACCAAAAGGGUUACAUCUCCCAGGAGGAUUUUGAGAUCAUCUCCACCAGUUUCCCCUUCUCCUUCUACGGGCUGGAAAGAGAGUGUGAAGGAGCCUGGAGUCGGGAAGACCUGUCCAAGUAUUUCAUGCGGGCCUGUGCCAUCUUCUCCAAACUGGGCCUUGGUUUCCUGCACAACUUCCAUGAGGCCACCUUCAAAAAGCCCACCUUCUGCGACAGUUGCAAUGGCUUUCUCUGGGGAGUCUCCAAGCAGGGAUACAGAUGUCGAGACUGCGGCAUGAUCUGUCACAAGCAAUGCAAGGACCAGGUGGAGGUGGAGUGCCAACGGCGCUUCCGUUCUUGCACCUCUGAGAGCACCCUGCCUCAGACUGCCACGCUGGUUGCCACCCAUCACACUAGUUCUGGCUCAGAAGAAGAAGCUUUUCUCUCCCCCCUUGGAUGGGAACAGAGCAAGAGGCCCAACGUCAUGUGGUUGAGCACAACGGGCAGCCGGCGGGUGAAAAAUGCCAGCACACAAACAGAGGCUGACAGUCCGCAGGAGCCACAAGGCCACAGCAAGAGUCUAAAGCAGCUACUGGAAGAGCUGAAGGAGGUGGAAAAGGAGCGGGACAGGUUGCUGCUGGCCAAUCGGAGACUCCAGAGACGCAACUCCCAGCUGGAGGCCGAGAACAGCUGCUUGCUGAAAGCAGAUCCAUCGACCCUCUCUCCCUUCUCCUGCUGGGAGGCCUGGGCUACCUGCGGCUCCCACCUACCUCCAAAGCCUAACUGAGCACCGGGGCCAGGAGCUGCAGGGAAGAAGGAUCACUCUCUGGCCAGUGUGGAAGGAAAUGGAGAGGGGAGAAGGUCCAUGGAGCUCAGUGGCAGAGAACACGGAUGCUUUGCACGCAGAAGGCCACAGGCUCAAUCCCUGGCCUCUGCAGGUAGAGCAGGGAUACACUCCUCCCGGCUGAAAGCUGCUGCCAGUCGGGGUCAACAAUACUAAGCUAGAUGGACCAACAGUCUGACUCUGUAUAAAAGUAGCUUCCUCUGUUCCACAUAAAAGGACUAUUUAUUGAGUGGCGAGUCCUACAAGCUUGUUUCCCCUGCUGCUGUAGAUACAGUUUAGUUCUCCUGCUCAAGCCAUCUGGAUUGCUUAACCAAGUUGCCUGCUGGCUUUGUAUAAUAAGGUGACUUGUCAAGGAGUGUUCUCUGCAGCACACGGCAACCAAAGUGUGAGUGUGGAAAGAGACCCUGCCUUGAUUGCGGGGCCAGAGUGGGUGACCUCCUGGUGAACCACCACUGCUAAGCCUAGAGGCUGGGGUGGUGAAGGAGGGAAAGGCAGUCUCCAAAGGGGGAAGAUGGAGAGGCGAUACAGAAGCACUAAGUGAAACACUUUCCCCUGCCUGCCUCAUUUUAACAAAUCCUCUUUUCAUUGGGGGGGGGGGGGAGGGGAAGAGAUGCAUUAUUUGCUGGAAAUAGUUGCAAUAUAUUGUAGCAAAUACAGAAAUUAUGUAUUUUGAACCAAACUCUCUCCCACUAAGAUCCCAUUCAUAUUUGCCUGCACAGUCCAUUCCAGCUUUCAGUAACCUCCCGCUUUUUUGGGGGGGGGGGAGGAAACUUAUUCCCCCCUUUUUUGGAAAAUCUUCAAAAAGCAAACAGUUCCUCACUUUCAAAGUAUUCUGCUCUUGCAAACCUUGCCAGCACAAUAAGAGACAGGUGAUGGUGGUGAACAGAGGGCAAAAAAUGAAGUUUUCAAAAUGAAAUAUACCUUCACACAAGGAGUUUGAAUUACAAGGGGAAAAAAUUUAAUCUCAGGGUUACACUGAACCCAGCCGUGCAAUUUCAGUCCUACCCCUUCAAAACAGGGCUUGUGGGGCAAAUAUUACUUGAUUUAAACCAAAACUCCAUAUAAUCUCUUCGGCUGUUACAAUGUGCCCCCAUGUAGAUAAUUCAGAGGAUAAGCUACAGAGGAGUUUGUGUGGCUUUAAAAAGUCCAAAGGAAUUGUUUUCCUGUGUUGUCUGGUUACAUACUGUUCCACUAGACUUAAAGAUGGUAUGGAUGGAUUCUUCAUAAAUAUUGCCCCCUAUGCCCCAGAAAGGACAGCUGCCUGACCCCCAAAUUCACUAGCUAAAGCCCCAAAACAAAUCUUGAGAAAUCCAGACUGUCGCCAACUUCUGUUCUGUAGGUUUUGUGUUAUCUACAACAGGGAUGGGAACCUGGUGGCCCUUCAGAUGCUGCUGGACUGCAACUCCCAUCAUGCCUGCACAUGGCCCUGCUGGCUGGGGUGGAUGGGAAGUGGGAGUCCAACACCAUCUGGAGGGCCACAGAUCUUCUCCACCACUGCUCCAAAAGAGCAGUUCACCUGGCACCAAGCUGUAAUGCCGACAAUGCAAGCAUCGGUCUGACAGCUCUAAAGCAAUUAGAAAAAGGAAGCAGGAGACUUCUCCACAGGUGCACACCCCUCCGCUCUCUUAUAUCGAACUCAACACACUUAUUUUAAAGCUGCAUUUUCCCCAGUCCUGGGGAAAGGCAACACUGAAACCAUCUUUGACAGGGUCAGCCACAGCCUCUAGUCAACGGCUCAGCCAAUCAAAAUUGAGAAGAAAAGAAAAACCUGCUCCUUCCCCUCUCUGCAGUUUACUUCCUAAACCCUGUUCCCUGCAUUAAGCUAGAGGAGUUCUGACCACAUCCCACAGUGGAGGGGUCCAGAAUCCCCAUGCUAUUUCUUCUUCUUGCCCUGUUUGCCCCAUCGUUGGUGGCUGCCUCCUCCUCCUCCUCGCCUCUUCUCCCACAUGGGCAUAGGGGGCUCGAUCUCAUUUGGACGCCCACCCCGGUCUGGGACGCUACCGGUCAUCAGCACCUGUGAAGGAGGAAGGGAGGAGUUACUCCAGGAGGUAGCCACUGUGGGCGCAGGGAGAUAAAGAUGUGGGAGCAAACAGGAAGUGCUACAUUACUUCCUGUCUCCCUCUCCCACCAUCAAUGAUUAACACUCAAACAUUUCCUCUCAGGGAAGGGGGGGGUGGAGGAGUCAGCAAUCAGCACCCUUAGGAGAUAGAAGAAUGCUGGGAAAAAGCAUGGACUUACCUUACGUCCCAUUUGGGGUUGCCAGGUUCAAUCCCUGAGACUGAUCCUGUAUCUUU
Molecule: messenger RNA, 4769 nt
Organism: Rhineura floridana
Lineage: Eukaryota; Metazoa; Chordata; Lepidosauria; Squamata; Rhineuridae
Gene: RASGRP4
Product: RAS guanyl releasing protein 4
Exons: 17
Coding region: 193-2418 (741 amino acids)
Biological process (GO): positive regulation of GTPase activity; Ras protein signal transduction
Cellular component (GO): plasma membrane
Molecular function (GO): guanyl-nucleotide exchange factor activity; calcium ion binding
Source: RefSeq, a predicted model, not a curated record